AAACCGAUGUGCCCCGGAUGUGAAACGGCAGCAGUUUUGCUAAAGCGAAAGACCCACUCACUGAUAACUGUGGUCCACCUCUGCUGAGACAAUGUCUGACAGUGACGGGCCAGGACAAGAGCCUGCUGGACUGGAUGGUCUGCCACCAAUGCACAGCAUUUCCAAGGGAGAGGUGGUGUCUGUGCAGACCUAUGGAGCCUUCGUCAGACUGCCAGGAUACAAGAAGGAAGGCCUCGUACAUGUGAGUGAGAUGUCAGCCACACGGGUAGAGAAUGCCUCAGAGAUUGUCGAUGUGGGGGAGAAGGUGUGGAUUAAAGUCAUCGGAAGAGAGAUUCGGGGUGACAAAGUGAAGUUGUCCUUCUCAAUGAAAGCUGUCAAUCAGGGAACAGGUCAGGACUUGGACCCAAACAAUGUCAUGGCAGAGCAGGAUGCGAGGCGACGUAGGCAGUUUAGAGAUCACACUGGCAAUAGGAUCACACUGGAGGCCGUACUCAACACAACGUGUGCUAAGUGUGGCUGCAAGGGUCACUUCACAAAGGACUGUUUCUCUGCUCCGGGCUUGCAGUACGCUCUUUUGCCUGAAGAGGAUGAUGACGAGUCACAACACCAGCAGCAGCAGCAGCAGCAGCAGCAGCAGCAGCAGACCUCCACAGUUGCGCCACUGCCAGACGCGGAUAAAAAGAAGAAAAAAAAGAAGGAGAAGAAAAUGAAGAAGAAGAGGAAGAGGGAGAGGAAGGAGUCGGGGAGCGACGAUAGCAGCAGUAGCAGCAGCAGUGGCGAGUGCAAAUCCAAGAGGAGGCGCCGCGACCACACUCAUGACAGAGAGGACAAAAAGAAGAAGAAACACAAGAAACACAGAUCACACAAACACAGCUAAGACAGCCACACACACACACACACACACACACACACACACACACACACACACACACACACACAGAC
Messenger RNA from Epinephelus moara (kelp grouper), 942 nucleotides. RefSeq names its product zinc finger, CCHC domain containing 17 (gene zcchc17). The coding region runs from base 92 to 877 and encodes 261 amino acids. Gene Ontology annotation, biological process: RNA stabilization. Gene Ontology annotation, molecular function: RNA binding; zinc ion binding. The transcript is spliced from 7 exons. Lineage: Eukaryota; Metazoa; Chordata; Actinopteri; Perciformes; Serranidae. The record is from RefSeq and is a predicted model, not a curated record.